UAGACUAAGGAUUGGUGGACAUAUGAACUUUGUUAUGGCCAUUAUAUCAAACAGUAUCAUGUAGAAGAUAGUAAAAUAGUUGGCCAAGUUAUCACUCUUGGCUUGUACGAUUCUGAUUUUGAUUGGGACAAUGAAACUAACAAGGAUAAAUCAAGUGAGAACCGACAGAAGCGUUACCACAGUCAAUAUUAUAAUAAUGGCAGUAAAUGUGAUCUGACGGGUCAACCACGAAAUGCAGAGAUAAGAUUCUUCUGUGAAGAAGAUUCAGGCGAUUACAUCCAUCGAGUAGAUGAACCAGGAACAUGUAGUUAUUUGAUAACUGUUCACACUUCUCGGAUAUGUAACCAUCCCUAUCUGAAACCCCUUCCUUCUAAUAAACCGCAAGUCAUAUCUUGUAGUCCUUUAUUAGAUAGUGAGCAGUAUCAAAUUUAUAUAGAAAAAGUAGAAGAGGAUAAAAGAAAAGCAGAGGAGAAGAGAAAAGUAUGGUUAGCUGAACAACAAGAACGUCUAAAGAAACUAAAAACUUGGGCUCAGCAACAGAGAUUGAAAUUGGGAGAAGAGGAAAAAACAGAAGAAGAAACUAAGAAAUCAGAACUGACAGAAGUGCAGACAGAUACCAUUGUAGACGAUGAUGACAAAUCACAAGCAGAAAUUACAAAAGCAGAUAAAAAUUUAGAAAGUUCACAGAAAGAUGAAGACGAAUCUGUUGUCGAAAUAACAAAUGUGGACAAAGAUGACGAUGAAGAUAUUUUAGAAGAAUUUGAAAAAGAACUCUCUUCAAUGUCACAGGAAGAAAAGGCAGUACUAGCAAAUUAUAAAAAGGAUAUACAAAAGGAGAUUUCAAAACAGUUUAAUGAUUUGAUUGAAGAGGCAGAAGAAGAACUACAGCAGGAAAUGGAUACUGACAUCAGAGAUGCUACGUUUUCAAAACUGGCCAGCACACUGAAUAAGUUGAUAGAAAAAUUAGACAAAGCAGAAAAGGAUGUGGCCGUAGCCACGAAGGCAUUGGAAAAAGCUAAAAGUGCAAUCAUUUAUGAGAAGAAAAAUGAUGCCACUGACAAAGGUGAUUCGGAAACAGAAGUACCAGAGGAAACUGCCACUUUGGAUGAAGAGGAAGGCAACGGUGACAUUUUAAAUUUAGAGGACAACGAAGGAAGCAAGGAAGAAUCAGCCACUGACGACGGCAGACUGAGGGUGCACAUACGCAGACUGGGCCAGGGAAAACAGGGAAAAGGAAAACUACAGCUGUUGCGUCAUCAUGGCUUAGAAGGAAAACAGAAGGAGAAACUAGAGAAGGCAGUUAAAGAGAAACUGGAACAAGCAGGUCUGGAUACAAAUGGUAGACGAAUAGAAGUUAAGAUCAUCACCGCCGGAUAUUACGAUGAUGAAGAGGGUAAAGACUUUCAUGUGCUGUCAGAUGAAGAAACUCAGCAGUUCCAGAGCAUGAUCCUGACCCUGCUGACGGGCAACCAGGAAGCAGUGCAAGAAAUGGAAAGACAGAGAAGAAUGGAAAAGAACUAUCACUUUGUGUGGGGAGAAAAUGGACGAGAAAACGAGGAGGAAGAAUGAGAACGCUAUACAUCAUUUCCCACUGUACAUUUUGUAAAUAUUUUGGGCCAAUUAGACCACUCAUUUUCACAUGUGCAUAAUUUAACUGGAAAAAAAGAGAAUUGUCUAGAAUAAAGAUUACCAAAACUUAAA
Messenger RNA from Centruroides sculpturatus (bark scorpion), 1701 nucleotides. RefSeq names its product protein OS-9-like. The record is from RefSeq and is a predicted model, not a curated record. The transcript has 12 exons. Gene Ontology annotation, cellular component: endoplasmic reticulum lumen. Gene Ontology annotation, biological process: endoplasmic reticulum unfolded protein response; retrograde protein transport, ER to cytosol. NCBI's taxonomy places the organism in Eukaryota, Metazoa, Arthropoda, Arachnida, Scorpiones, Buthidae. The annotation marks the transcript as partial.